CUGCUAUACCAAUCAUCAUAUUAAACAGUUUAGCAAAAGCAUACAAUUCCUGCAGCAUACUGCUUCUAUAUCAUACUACUACUGCUAAUGCUAACGCUUUACCAAUCAAGGCCUAAUUUCUCUACCUGCUUUUACGGGCUAGUUUUCCGAUUUUUCUGCAUCUUCCAGAGUUAAAAGGGCUAACAACCAUAGCAGGAUAUUAGAGAUACUAACAACUGUUUCUCAAUAUAAAUCGUGUACCAAGUGCGGAAACUGUAAUCAAAACUCCACAAUUUGUUAUACUUAUUGAAAAUUUCUAAGCUAAUAAAUGAAAAUAAAAAGGUACAACUCAGACAAGUGACAAAAGUUUGGUUUGGGGUAGAGAGACAAUCAAAACAUACUUAGGGGAGUGUAUUGGACUAAAAGUUUUAGGAGAUUUGGGUUUUUUUUGUAAAAUCCACUGUUAUUUAACUACUGAUUCUUUAAAUUUUUUCCAAAUCAUGUGUUAUUGAAUAUGGAAUUUAUGUGAAAUCAUUAAAACCCACUUGAAAUCCAUUGUUAUUCAACUAUCAAUUAUAAAAAUUGUUUUGAGUUCAAAAAAAAAAAAAAAAAACUAUCAAUUAUAAAAAAUUUAUCAAAUCUAGUGUUAUUCAAAACUAAACAUUAUUUUGUAAGAGAACUUUGUAAAAGGAUAUUAGAAUACUUUGCUUUCUUUUUUAGUUGAAAAUAGUUUAUACGAAAUACACACCCCCAUAUAUUUGGAGAAAUUUUCAUAAUUAUAAAAGAAAAAACAUUAUAGAAAAACACGUGCAAAAGAAUAACAGUUUCUUCAUUCUCCAGUCUUAGACCAUCCGCAACGGCAGUUUUAGGACAAUCCUUAGGAGUUAAUCCUUAAGUUUAAUUAAUAUAAUAUUAGCAAAAAGGGGAAAUAAACUAAGGAAUGGUCCGUAAUUAAGGAUCAAAUUGGGGUGAUCCUUAGUGACGUGGCACACGCAUUUGGUGCGUUGAGUGAAGGGUCUCGCGUCUUCUUUUCAUUUAUUCUCACCACGAAAAAAAAAAAACAGAGGAGGCGACAAAGGCGAUUCUGCUCUCGAAGGUGAAGAACACUAAUCGAAGGGUUCUCGACGAUAAAGAGGUUAAUCGAAGGGUUGUCGGUGCAAUCGAAGGUAAAUCGAAAGGUUCUCUCGUUGAUUUAUUGAUUUACGCUAGGUAUAAAGUUGUGUUCCUCGCAAAUUAGGGUUCGGAUUUGGGGUUCGAAAACGGUUUUUGUUUGAAUCGAAUCGUGGAUUAUUUUUUUUUCAAAUUAUUGGUUUCAAAAUGAUAAGGGUUUAAAUCGAUUGGGGGAUAUUAUAGUUUUUGGUAAGGGUCUGAAAAUGCAUUAACGCCUUUGUUUGCUUUCAAUCGAUAACGCCUUCGUUUCUCUGCUUUCAGGUAAAGAAAAAUGGGUCGUUAUAGCUACAGCCAGCCUUCAUCUUCAGAGGAGUACGAUGUAGAUAUAACUUCGCUUCUUCAAGCGGAGGCUGAUCUAUACUCCGACGAUGCUGACAGUAGGCAGAACAUACCGGAGCCGGUUGAGUACCCUCCUCAACCUGAGAGUGAUGAUGGAAUCCCCGCUACCUGCUACUGUGGUAGUGAGGCAGUUGUUAAAACUUCUUACACAAGCAAAGAUCCAGGGAGAAGGUACUUCAGUUGUUCGAACACGGAUGAUGGAGACUGCCAUGUGUGGAAAUGGUGGGAUGUGGCGGUCAUGGAGGAGUUGCGUGACCAGCAGAGACAACUUAGGGAGCUUAAGGAUCAAGCUUAUGAGAGUGACGAGAAGCUGGUUAAGGUUGAGAAGUUUGUGGGGGAGUUAACUAAGAAGAAAACCGGGAUUGCAAAUGGCUAUCCAUUGCUUGUUUGUGUGUUGGUUAGUGUAGCAUUCCUAAUAUGUAUGGUGGUCAUGUUCAAGUGGGUUGCAGAGAAGGACAACGUCGUAACAGAGAGCCUGGAAGAGCUUCAGGAAGAGGUUCAGAGGAUGAAAAUGCGACUGUCUGACCUUUACAAGGUAAUGUACAAACAACUUCCAACCUUCAUAUAUGAGAUGUAAUCAAAAUGCUUGAAUAUAUGUCAUUGCAUACUAGUAAUUAAAAGUCAUGUUGUAGCUAUAAAUGCAUACUAAACCACCAUUUAAUUGACCGUAACUGCAUUUUGCAAAGAACCACUUCAUUAAAUUAUAGCUAGCUGUUUUGAUAAGACUGUUUUCUACUAGGAGUAAUUGUAGAAUCCCCUAUUUAAUCCUACUGGUUAGUCGCUGUAGAAUCACAAUUACUUAUUCCCAAAUGGCAACUUCCUCUAGUUUUAUUAACCUUUUAGCGAGUCAAGACUCAGUUGAGCUUGAGUCUUUAGAAACUCCCAUCUUUAGUUCUCAAUCUCCGCAAGAGUCAACUGUGAAAGAGAGAAGAAAGUGGACUGUCAAAGAGGAUUUAGUCCUCGUUGGUGCUUGGCUCAACACCAGCAAGGAUGCAAUUGUAAGUAACGAACAAAAAGGUCUUGCCUUUUGGAAGAGGAUUUUAUAUUACUACAACAACAGUCCUGUCCUGGUUGGGACAGUGCCAAGAGAACUAGGCCAAUGCAAGCAAAGAUGGGCUCGGAUCAACGAAUUGGUGUGUAAGUUUUCUGGCUGCUACGACUUGGCCCUGAGAGAGCAGAGAAGCGGCCAGAAUGAGAACGAUGUGAUGAAGGCUGCAUUGGAGAUCUUCAGCAGUGACCAUCACAUGAAGUUCAACUUGGAACACGCGUGGAGGGAGCUUAGACAUGACGUCAAAUGGUGCUCCACCUUUCUGGAGAAGGACAAGGAUAAGCGGAAAAGUAUGGAUUCUCCACUGCCAGUACCAGAGCCAGAAGCUAGACCGGUAGGGGUUAAGGCUGCUAAGGCCGCAGGUAAGAGGAAGAAAACUGGAAAAGAAGAAGAACUAACCAAGAUAGAAGGCUUGUUGGCGACGAAAAAGGAAAUCUCUAAGCAUAGUUUGUUACAGAGUUUGCUAGAAAAGCCCGAGCCACUCUCUGAGAUGGAAGCAGCACUGAAAAAUAAACUGUUGGCUGAAAUAUUGUCGUGAAUUAUGGUUUGUUAGCUUUAGUGAUGUUUGCAUUAGAAGAUUGAUUUACUUAACUUACUUACUCAUGUCAUUUUCUUUGUUUCAGGUGAAGAGCAAGACAUGUUCCAGUUGAAGACAACAGAUGAUGUCUCUUCCAAGUUUUACGUUUCUGAAUGUCACGGGUAGUCUUGAAUCAAGUCAGAACCAAAAUAUUUGGAACAAGUUUGGUAAUGAUUAAAAUGUUUAAUUAUUGUAUGUUUCUAUUUUGUCUUUUAAUAAAUAAAAUUUUUUAUCUUUAUUGUUUUAAAAUUUAAUUUUUUUUUGGCUAAGGAUUCCAAAACGGAUAACACCAUUGGACCAAGAUUUAGGUUUAAAGUCCUUAACUAUUUAAAAAAAAAAAAAAUAUUAAACUAAGGCUAAGGACUCCAAUGGUGGGUAACACCAUUGGAGGUGC
Brassica napus (rape) is the source of this 3507-nucleotide messenger RNA. RefSeq names its product glutathione S-transferase T3-like. Gene Ontology annotation, molecular function: zinc ion binding. Lineage: Eukaryota; Viridiplantae; Streptophyta; Magnoliopsida; Brassicales; Brassicaceae. The record is from RefSeq and is a predicted model, not a curated record. The coding region runs from base 1421 to 2065 and encodes 214 amino acids. The transcript is spliced from 2 exons.